This is a messenger RNA of Hydractinia symbiolongicarpus, 3951 nucleotides long. RefSeq names its product SEC14-like protein 1. NCBI's taxonomy places the organism in Eukaryota, Metazoa, Cnidaria, Hydrozoa, Anthoathecata, Hydractiniidae. Bases 93 to 2264 code for a protein of 723 amino acids. The transcript is spliced from 19 exons. The record is from RefSeq and is a predicted model, not a curated record. Gene Ontology annotation, cellular component: cytoplasm.
AAUUUUUACUUUAAAAGUUCGAAGACUUGAACAUUAUAACUACCAAAAUUUAAUAAAAAAGGCAUGUAAAGGGUCUUUGUGAAUUGGUAAAAAUGGUGCAAGAAUACACUUCCCCUGUGCGUGUGUAUGAGUAUCCAUUUGAAAUGGUUAUGAAGGCAUACGAAAAACGGUUUCCCACUUGUAAAAUGAUUCCAGCCUUUCUUGGUAGUGAUAUUACAUAUGAAUAUAAAAGUGAAGAUGAAGCUAUUCAUAUUGUUGAGAGAAGGUGUAGAUUGCAUGUUGAUGCACCUUACCUUGUUCGAAAGAUUGCAGGAGUUGAUCAUGCCAUCUUCAUGCAAAAAAACAGUUUAAACAGAAAAGAUCGAACAUUAAAAAUUGAAGCAUGGAACGACAGUUUUGCUAAUCGACUUAUUAUUAAAGAGUUUUGUUAUUAUUCUGUUCACCCUGAGAACUCAAAUUGGACAUUAUUUGAGCAAGAUGCCAGUUUAGAUGUUGUUAGUUUUUUUGGUUUUGAAGCGGCUGUUGAAAAGCUAGCCAUCAAAGCUUACACAUCGAAUUUAAAAAAGGGCAAAGAAAUUAUUAUGUACUAUAUCAAUGAGUUAAUUGCAGAAGGACAGACAGAGUUUCCAAAGUUUCAAGGAUCCGAAGGACGACCACGUACAGUCAGUCAUGGUCACAAACUACAGUUAGGGCCAAAUAAAGAUGUGGAUAAUGCAAGUUUAGAAGAUGAAGUAGUUGCUGAUGAUAGUAUUGAUGGUAUUGAAGAUCCUGAUGAUGCAAACAACUUAGAUUUCCAAGAUGCAGUAUCAGAUCCAGAUAAAAUUAAAAAGGGAGUUAAACCACCACCUGUUCAAGAAUACAAACUUGACGACAGAUAUAUUGCAAGAUAUCUUGGCGAGUUAACAGCAAAAGAAGAAGUUCGAUUGAUGCAACUUCGAAAAAGAUUUCAAGCAACCCACAAUGAAAAGAUGCCUAGUGAAGCUGUGUUCCUACGUUUUCUUCGUGCAAGAGAUGCAAACGUUGACAAGUCUUUUGAGAUGCUAAAGAACUCACUACAUUGGCGUCGACAGCAUCAUGUUGACUCAAUCCUCACAACAUGGAAUCCACCUGAAGCUUUGUUAGAAUAUUAUCCAGGUGGCUGGCACUACCAUGAUCGAGAGGGUCGACCUGUGUAUAUAGUUCGUUUAGGAAGUAUGGAUUUUAAAGGUCUUCUUAAAACUGUUGGAGAAGAUGGUUUUGUGAAACAGGUUGUUUCUAUCAAUGAAGAAGGUUUGACGAAAUGUGUUGAAGCAGCCGACAUAUUCAAAAAACCUGUAACAAAUUGGACAUUGAUCGUCGACUUAGAUGGUUUGAGCAUGCGUCAUUUAUGGAGGCCUGGUAUCCGCGCACUUUUAAAAAUAAUUGAGGUAGUUGAGGCAAAUUACCCAGAGACUAUGGGAAGAUUACUUAUUGUACGUGCGCCGAAAGUAUUUGGUGUGAUAUGGACAUUGUUAAGUCCUUUUAUCGACGAAAAUACUCGAAAUAAAUUUAUGAUUUAUACUGGAGAUGAUUAUCAGGGUGAAGGGGGCCUCGUGGAUUAUAUUCCUCGGGAAUACAUACCAACAUUUUUGGAAGGUCCCUGUGAGUGUGAUGUGCCGUCUGGGAAGAUUGUUCCAAAACAUUUCUACAAAUAUGAUAACAUUGGCGACGCGACAGAAUCCACUUGGUUGGAUGGAGGGGAUGUGUAUCAAACAGCCCACCUCAUGAAAGGGACACCACAUGAUGUUAUACUAACCGUGACGGAAGCCGAAGCUGUUAUCACGUGGGAUUUUGACGUCAUUGAUGGUGAUUGUCAUUUUCAAGUAUUACGUCACAAGCGACCCCGGGAUGUACACACGAACAAUGCAUCUAGUCAAUCCAGUUCAAGUACUUCAAAGAUUUCUGCUAUUAGACCUGGUGUCGACGCGCAAGUUGUUGAACGUCCAACAUUAGUUAAACAGGGAGAUUCUUUGCAGGGGACACACAUAUGCCAGCAAGCAGGAGUGUAUAUAUUGCAAUGGAAAUAUGCUCACGGUGGCCACACUAGACAAAGUUUGAGAGUUCAAAAUAAAGUGAAGAUCAUGUAUUAUCAUGAGAUACUCCCGUCAAGAGAAUUCAAAGGCUCCAUGUCUAGCAUGAGUUCAAGCCAGAGUGGCUUCUCUCUCCUCAGCACGUCGUCACACAACAUGUCGUCAUCACACAACACGUCAGUUUUAAAUGCUAGUACCUCAAGCGCUUCGAGGUAGCGCUGAGAUGAUCGGAAAAACCUGACAAAUCGUUUGCAUCAGUAACAGUGUUUUCGACCAAUGAAAAAGGGGCAAGUACUAAUUAAUGACCAAUUAAAUACAAGAAAGAUGCAACUUGAUGAAUUAUCAACCAAUGAAAUGAUUGUUAUUUUUAAUGUGCGUUAGAGACUUAAAAUGCUGUAUCAGCUAACAAAAAUUAAUGGCAGAUAAAAACUCUCUAAACUCUGUCGCAAGAUGGGAGAUAAUUGACAUGAAAGGAGCUUGCAUAAGGUAGAAGCGAUGGUAAAAUAAAGUUGUUGGAUGCGAUGCGAAUGUCGCAAUCUUAACAACUUGUUAUCCAGUCUUGUUUUUGAGAUUUGAUGCGGUCACUUGGACAACACAUCAUCUGUGAUGGUGUUGCUCUCCAAAGGAAAUUUAGGUGUAGAAAAAAUAUUUAUCUAAAUACAAAGUUAAUUAUUCGUAUGUGUAAAAAAGUGAAUGUGAACUGAUAUUAGCAUUUUGAUGGGUGAAACCAUGGUGAAAUGUUGAAUAACAAACCGGCCAGCACUCUCUCCAACAAAAUUUAAUAUUAUAUCACUGCAAUUUUUUAACGCUAUUUUUAUAUAUUAUUUUGAUAACGUAUUCGUAUAAUUUUUUUUAAUUUUAUUUUUACGGUAUAGUUUAAGCAUAGUCUCAUUUGGUCGCAGCGACUCAAAAUGGCUCAUGUGUUUAUCAUAAGGAACAGAGUCAACAUGCCACCAUGCCAGCAAACGUCGUGAAUAUAAAAAAGAGAUGAUGCUAUAUCAUGUCUCAAAAACUUAUCAAAAUGACUUAUGUUGUUUUGGCAAAGUUUGUGCAGCCUUACUAACAGUGAUCUUGUUUCAUUCGUGUCUGCCAGCAUUCCAUUUAACAUAAAGGUUUAAGGAAAUUAGACGGUCUAGUGAGGUUCAAAGUAUUCGUAAUGUGUUGCAAGAACUGUGCCAGUUUUUAUAGCCACUAAGUUAAAGGCUAAAAAACUUCCUCUCUGAGAAUAAAGCGAGUUGGAUGUAGAGUUCUGAUGGCAUCAUUCUUAAACCCAUUUUUAUUAUGGUCAAUAAUUUGUUUUAUUUAGCUUUCCUGACAACACAGAAUGGCACAAUUGAGGCUUCUCAAAUUCUUACAACAUCUUUUGGGAAAAGGCAUUUUUUCAUGUGUUUCUUUCGUAGUUUGGGUGUGGUACCAAUAGGGAUUGAGAGGGCAAAAAGGUGAAGCUUGUUACAAGAUUUAUUGACAGAAGGGUUCUGAUUAAAGUCACGAUAGUUUUUCAAAAAAAGGAGAUUGAUCCCCAUAAAUUAAAGUGGGGGAGAGUAUGUGAAUUAGUUACAGGGUCUGUUGUUUAUAAUAAGUUGUUUUUUUCACACAUAUUUUUAUUUUGUAAAUAUUCGAUUUUUUGGAGUGGCUUUCUUUACGCCGUAUCCACAUGUAAGUAAAGAUUUUAAAUAACGUAAAAGAAUGAACGAACAUCAACCGUUUUGUAAACCAUUCAGUGGAAAUUUACUUACAUGUGAAUGCAGCCUUAGAAUCUAAAAACUGGGUUGGUAGCUACACUUAUGGAGACUGGGAAGGAAGUUGCUCUGUGAUUAGAUAGGCUUGUAUUUAUUUAUUUGAUAUGUUUUAUAUUACAAUGAAAUCAUGUUCGAAGCAACAGAUUUGUGUACAAUUGAGAAAA